Molecule: messenger RNA, 3501 nt
Organism: Penicillium angulare
Lineage: Eukaryota; Fungi; Ascomycota; Eurotiomycetes; Eurotiales; Aspergillaceae
Exons: 2
Coding region: 1-3501 (1166 amino acids)
Biological process (GO): chromatin remodeling
Cellular component (GO): cytoplasm
Source: RefSeq, a predicted model, not a curated record
AUGGAAUCCAAACGGCAGGAAUCAUUCAAGCGACUACGAACACCAUGUGUAGAGCUAAGUGCCGUCGGCCUGGCUUUCCGAGGAAAUAACAGCUCUGCUGCUGAUCUGACCCGAGCCCUCGAGCCUCUACACUAUGUUCUGGAGGACCUUUCAGAAAAGAAUUCGCUCGAUGAGAAGCUUGCGGAAUACGCCUUCUUCCCCCUCACGAAUAUCUUUAAUCAGACGCAACGACUCCCGGUACGAUGCAUCGAGCUAGCAGUCAAAUGCUUGCAUAUAUUAGUGGCAUAUGGGUGGCGUGACCGACUAGUCCCUGCAUUAGGCAAGCAGUUGAUCAUACUGCUAACAUUGAUUGUGGGAGGAUCCCCCAAUAAUGUUGAUGGAAAGGAGCCCUUGAAAGCACAAGCGGCAGAGGAGCUAUCUACUGCUGGGUUUGAAUGUUUAAAUGUGAUAUUUGAAGUGUUGGAGGGCCCAGUUGCCGAACAGACGAUCUUUCAUGAGAUUGGAACCGCAACAGUUGUGGAUCAAACGGUUUACAUUCUUCUGGAAGGCCUUGUAGAUCAGAGGUCCGACGAUGUCUGCAUAUCUGCUGCGAAAGCUAUGAAAGCUCUCUACGCUCGAAUCUCAGAUCGUGUGGUUCUAGCAAGCAUUAUGCCAAGAACAGUCUCCGCAUUAGCCAAAGUGCUAAAGCCCACAACACAAGUUCGCCGGUCAUACAAAUUACUACAGAUCUCUUUGCGUAUACUGAAUUAUCUUCUGAAAUCUGUUCUCAAUGAUCAUGUUGCUGCUACUAUCCAAAAGCCCAAACUUGUCGAUCCCCAAAGCGAGACAUUGGCCUUGGACCAGGCUUGGCUGAAGGCCACGACUACACAAAUCAAAUUGGCACUGGUUAACGUCAUUCAAGUACGACGUCAUCAAAGGCACGAGGUCCAGACUGCAUUGCUGGAGCUGUGUGUCAUGGUCAUUGAAGAUUGCCAGGUCACUCUUAAAGAUGCUAUUUCUCUUAUGACUGACACCAUUGUCGUGCUCGCUGACAAAGAAUAUGAAGAACCGAAUGACGCUUAUAAAACCCUUCUCCAUCUUACGACUACUUACCCUGUGGUUCUGGAAUCCCUCAAGGAAUCCCUUCACAACUGGCUUGUAUCUUUCCCACGAAUCAUGAAAAGUAGUGAUGAGACAGCCAAACAGUGGGGGAUUCGCCAAAUUUCCACGGCAUUUCAGGUCAUAUCUCAGGUUCAGUCAGGGUCAGAGAUGCUCACAAAUAGCUUGGCCUCCGGACUAAGCAACAGUGUUAGCGCCGUUGUCAAACUGAACACAAAUAUUCUUCAGCCUUUGGCGUCUGUUAGUCCGGAGGCCUUGAAUCUGGACAUAGUCGGCCCUGAUUAUCAAUCAUUGGAAUUCCCAUCUGUACUGCUUGAACAUCAAAGUCAACAGCAGACCCUGAAAGACCUGCGGUCUAUGAUCAUUAGGCUGAAUCUAUCCGAGUCUGGAAAUGAGAUAACCCGGUUCAUUGUCAAUCAAAUACGAUCUGGGUCCAAUGAAACGGUGGUUAGCUCUUUCUGGCUGGCUCUGACAUCUCUCCGCUCGCAAUCUCAAUCCAUGGCUAUUUUUGACGACUUCCUGGAGGAUAAUAGCAUGCAGCAAAGCUUUUCAGUAUCGAACCGUGCUACGAUGAUUGACGAACUAUAUUACAAUGCUCUAAUCAUUUUGACUGAACUUCCAGCUGAUGGAUCUGGUGACUGGCGAGCGUUAGCACUUGCCCUCGAGGCAGUUGCUCUUCAAGCCCAACAACUGGGCGAGGCAUUUCGACCUGAGCUUAUGGAUGCAUUGUAUCCUACUCUGCAAUUACUGGCAUCUAACAAUUCUUCCCUUCAAAGACAUGCUAUGAUAUGUUUGAAUGUCUUGACACAGGCCUGCAAUUACCCGGACACAAGUACCAUGAUCAUAGAGAAUGUCGACUAUCUAGUCAACUCAGUGGCCUUGAAGUUGAAUACCUUUGAUGUGUCACCAUACCCACCCCAAGUUUUGUUCAUGAUGGUGAAGCUUUCUGGUCCACGCCUUGUCCCUUACUUGGAUGACGUUGUUGAUUCCAUUUUUGGUAUAAUCGACCUGUACCAUGGCUACCCCAAGCUUGUUGAAAUGUUGUUCAAAUGUCUAGCAGCCAUUGUUGCAGCGGGAUCCCAAAAGCCAUCUCUCUUGACUAUUGACGAUGGUAGAGAAAGUGGACCUCACGACCACCGCAAGUCUCAAAUCAAGCAUCUUUCAAUUUCGGCCCUUGCUGCAAAUAUCGCAAACAGAAAAGCUAAGCGAGCCAUGCAUGACGCGGAAGAAGGCAUGGAUGAUGAUGGGGUGAUUCCCCAUCCAAAGAAGCCUUGGUCAGAGACAUACGAGAAACCACCCACAGAACCCGAGACUAUCGAAGAAUUGUUGAACAAGAUUGAUGCCGACGAGCCUCUACCCCCACCAAAAGAGCCUGAGGAUGCUGAAAAGCCAUUGAGCAAGACCCAUUCCCUCCUGCUUCAUAUCGUUAAAUCUAUUCCAUCUCAUCUAUCUUCCCCAUCACCAUACCUUCGACGCUCCCUCCUCGCCAUCCUCAUCGAUACACUUCCAACUCUUUCUAAAAACGAGAACAGCUUCCUACCACUCAUAAAUGACUUAUGGAAUUCCGUCGCAUCAAGGAUCAUAUUUCCUUCGUCCUUGGCAUCCGAAUCCUCUUCGAAUAGUCUAAUCUCCCAAUCUUCUAACUCAACCCGCCCCUCCACCCAACCCGAUACCCAGGCCUUCCAAGAAGAAACAUUCGUCAUAACAACAGCUUGUCAAGCUAUUGAAGCAAUGUGCAAGGGUGCAGGGGAUUUCAUGGCCACUCGUAUCGAACCCGAGUUUCCCCGCUGGGAUCGUUUAUACCAGCGUGUAUGGACAAAGGUCCGACAAGACGCAGAAGCAGCGAAUAACCGUCGCAACCGCCAACAGCGUAACGAGUCCCGCAAACCAACACCCCCGGCCUCUCUCAUUCAAUCUGUAGACUUUGAGAGCGAUAAUCUAUACUCAGAUCUACCAUUUACUUCUUCUCUCGCUCUUACAACUCCCACUCCUGGCUCAAGCGCCUUCACGUCACACCAUUCUUUAUGGAGAGCUCUUAUCUCCUUGUUUCUCACGAUUCUUACCCGUGUUCGCCUCCCGCUGGAAACAGGAGAUCGUAUCUGUGAGAUCCUUGGGGCAUGGAUUUCGCUCUUCGUUGGACCGGAAUAUUAUUUCCAGUACCACAGUGGGACCGAUUCCCGUUCUGUGGGUGCUUCUGGAUUAGACCCCGCACAGCAGAGUAUGCUUGGAUCCGUGAAUGAUGCUAUCCAUUCCAUGGAGACUUGGAACGCGGAUCUUACUUGGUUCAUUUUUGUACAUGAAAAGAACAAGGCCCAGAGUUCCGCUUCUACAGGGUCUAUUGUUGAAGUUCAAGAAUAUGGUAUGUCUGUGGAGGUGGAUGGUGAAGUGUUGGAAUUUGCAUGA